This is a messenger RNA of Penaeus vannamei (Pacific white shrimp), 3012 nucleotides long. Its product is annotated as clotting factor B. Gene Ontology annotation, biological process: proteolysis. Lineage: Eukaryota; Metazoa; Arthropoda; Malacostraca; Decapoda; Penaeidae. The record is from RefSeq and is a predicted model, not a curated record. Gene Ontology annotation, molecular function: serine-type endopeptidase activity.
GCGUCGGCGCCGCAGUCUCCCGCCGUCGGCCACGUCGUUGAGAGGUCCUGUCGCGCCUCUGACGCUUCCCGCCCGCGCGCACGCUGUCCAGAGCGCCCGUGCCAUUCCGGAGGCGCUGCGGUGUCCGUUUGAGUGCCAACAGUGCCAAGUGCGCGUGCAGUGAAAAGUUAACAGGAUCUUCGCCGACAGUGAGGCAAAGUGCGGGGGAUUAGUGAUACACAACGAAGGGAUUGGCGGCCGCUGGACUCGGGACCAUGAGACUCCGAACUUAUGCAUCGGCGGCGCUGGCGGUGGCUCUCAUCUGGGCGAGCGCGAGGUCCGUGCGAGGGGCGGCCGAGGCGGAGGCCGACCCGGAUCCAGGGAGGAACAGGAGACAGCUGUCCGCCGUCAACAGCAUGUUACGACACAUGGGACACUCUUUCCAAAAUGGCUGGUACACUCUGGGCAAGACGCUGGACAGGCAUGUGGUGCCCCACGUGCGUUAUGCCGCCGAGCGAAUCACCGAAGACGUGGCUCCGUCCAUAGGGCAUGCGCUCAUGCGAGCCGGAAACCAGGUGGCCCUGCGCACCGCCGAGGGCCUGCAGGCUGGCGCGCAGGUCAUUAAGACGAAGAUCGUGCCCGCCAUCGAGGAGCGGCUGGUGCAGGCCAGCAACGCGGCCGUGCCCGUCAUCAACCACGGCCUGGACGUGCUCGAGGCCACCAUCCAGAAGAGCGCCGACGCCGUGUCCAAGUCCACGGCGAAGGGCAUCGACCGCCUCAGCUCCAAGGUCCUGGGCGAGCAGCGGCACACGCGCGUCAAGACGAUCGCCAAUAACAUCCACGGGGGCAUUAACAACGGCCUGAACAGUUUAGCGGGUGCCAUUAACAACCUCAACUCACGCAAUACUAACAGCGACGCCUUUACUGACCAAGACUACCACGAUUACGUGCUUUCCCAAUACACGAGCGAUUCCUCCCGAGGCCCUCAGUACGUGCCGGAGUACCCGGACGCACACUACCCCCCGGACUACCCCACAGACUACUCGCAAUACUCAUACCAACUACAGACUCCGCCCCAGACAGUGGGCGGCGCCCUCUCCCAGGUCGUGACCAACGGCGCCUACACCCUCUCUAGACACGUCCUCGGACACAACCUGACCGACGCCCUGGCGCCCAUCGCCAAGUCCGUCUCUAAUGUCGUUGGACAAACUAUCCCUGCAGUCUCGCUCGGCGAUGGCCGCAUUGUCAUAGACCUUCCCAACACGGACGUCGAGAGGGACGACUCCGCCCGCAGCUGCACAACGCCCGUGGGGGAGGCCGGCCUCUGCAAGGACCUCAGCGACUGCCCGGACCUCAUCCUCGACCUCACGAACUUGCGCAAGUCCGUCUGCUUCAAGAGCCUCUUCGUCCCUGGUGUCUGCUGUCCUAUCAAGGACCUGGACCCGAACAGCGUGCACAGCCCGUCCUCCGUGACCAGCCGCCCGCGCCCCACCAGCCGCCCCCGGCCUGUCACACUCCCGCCUCAGCCGCCUCGGCCACUGCCUCCUGUGCCUGGAACCUCGCCUCGCCCCGUUCCCAUACAGCCUGUCGCAGAGGUCGCGCGGCCCAACUUUGAGUGCGGGCAGCCGAAGAUCCCGACCUUCCGUGUGGUUGGCGGCGACGAGUCCCGGAGAGGCCAGUGGCCCUGGAUCGCCGCCGUCUGGUUGCACGGACCCAAGAAGACGGUGUUCUGGUGCGGAGGAUCUCUCAUCUCGAAGCAGUACGUCCUCACCGCCGCUCACUGCACCAAGGACACGCGGGGGAAGACAUUUGAUGCCCAGCAGUUCAGCGUGCGCCUUGGAGACCACAACAUCUUCAGUGAGAGUGACGACUUCAUUUCCAACCCACAAACAUACAGGGUCCUGUCCAUCCGGCCUCACCCCGAAUUCAUCUCUCACGGCUUCUACAACGACGUGGCGCUCCUGAAGCUCGACCGGCCCGUCGACUUCACAGAAUACAUCCUGCCGGUGUGCCUCCCCCCGGCGGACAUGGCGCGGCAGCCCCUGGACCACAUGGUUGGCCAGACGCCCUCGGUCAUCGGCUGGGGAUCCACGGUUUACGGUGGCCACGAGAGUGCGGUCUUGCGCGAGGUCCAGGUCCCGGUCUGGAAGAACAGCGACUGCGACGAAGCUUACACACAGCCCAUCACCAGCGCCUUCAUCUGCGCCGGCUUCACGGAGGGCGGUCGCGAUGCCUGCCAGGGUGACAGCGGCGGCCCUCUGCAGCUCUAUAUCAAUGGAAACUGGAUUCAGAUUGGCAUCGUUUCGUUUGCCAUUCGCUGCGCAGAGCCAGGCCAUCCGGGUGUCUACACAAGACUUACAGAAUUCUUGCCUUGGAUCCACUCAAACAUGAUAUAAGGGUACUGCUAUGCUGUGCGUGGCAGAUCACUGUGAUACCAGUAUGUAGAAAUGAACAGGCCUCAUAGUCAGCAUAUGCAGCAAGACUUACGUUUGCUAUGUUCACUUGUAAUCUAAGGUCUGGAACUACUUCUUUGUAAUAAGUUUAAGGUAUGCCUAUUGUUGUAGUGUUUACACAUGAACAAAUGUUAUUUAUUUUUUCUGUUAGUAUAAAAUAACAAGAAAAUAAACAUUCUCAAUUUCUCUAGUUUUGAUAUUGUUGUGAUUUCUAUUUCUGUAGCACUUUAGAAACCUGUUAAUAUUAAGUAAUUAUAAGAUAGUAUCCGCAAUCAUAUAUUUGACACCGUAUUGUGCAUUUUCAUCAGAAUAAUUCCAUUCAAUUCAUAUUAUAUCACUCAUUGGUCAUUGCUAUGUUGCACAUGCUAUUGACUUUUUACUAAAUGCAAUAAUAGCCUUCUUACCAUCUCUCCACCCCCCCCCCUACGUGUAAUGCCUGUCAACUUUUCAUUGUUAUUACCUACUUUUCUUGAAGAUGACAAUGCUCCACAAAAAUAACUAAUUCUGCUGGACAGAUCCAUCUUUUUGUAAAUGUAUGUAUAUAUGUUACAUCAUUAAAGAACAAAUGCCAUAUGACUUA